This is a messenger RNA of Cryptococcus deneoformans JEC21, 510 nucleotides long. Its product is annotated as pheromone alpha. The record is from RefSeq and is a predicted model, not a curated record. The transcript has 2 exons. NCBI's taxonomy places the organism in Eukaryota, Fungi, Basidiomycota, Tremellomycetes, Tremellales, Cryptococcaceae. The coding region runs from base 250 to 366 and encodes 38 amino acids.
CCGAGUGUCUUUUUGUUUAAUCGGCAAAGGCUUUCAAAAUGUUCUAUUGUUCUCCGGCAGGAUAUUAGUUCUUAUUGUUCUUCGGCAAGCUCUCAAAUUAUCAUCAAAGUAUUACUCGGUGCUCUCACCACAGUGCAAUGGCAUAUAAAAAGCUCGAGGCUUCCCCCUUUUUCUCGCUCAUUAGACAGCAACUCAAUCCUCACUACCGACCAGCAACCAACCAUCGCUACUCCACAACCAGUUACAAUAAUGGACGCCUUCACUGCCAUCUUCACCACCUUCACUUCUGCCGCCACUUCCUCUUCUGAAGCUCCUCGCAACCAGGAGGCCCACCCUGGUGGCAUGACCCUUUGUGUCAUCGCCUAGACCCAACGUCCCCUCUGCACGCGCGUCUGGUAUUCGCAUCAUAUCGCAAGACUAGGUCGAAGCAUAUCGUCGGACAGAUGGUAACGAAGCGUAUGGGACUUGUUUAGAUGGUAUUGACAUCAUGUAUAAAUAUAAACUAGUCCA